Molecule: messenger RNA, 630 nt
Organism: Salvia hispanica
Lineage: Eukaryota; Viridiplantae; Streptophyta; Magnoliopsida; Lamiales; Lamiaceae
Source: RefSeq, a predicted model, not a curated record
AUCUACUCAAAUAUUGCAUGUCCCUUUUAAUAUCCCACUAUAUAUAGUGCUUGCCUAAAUCAAUUGCCUACCGCCAUAAGUCAUAUGAAUUAUAUAAACUUCCUCUAACAAAAUCAUCAUAGAAAUCAAUCAGCUCAAAAUGCGUACAACAAUUCUCCAUGUCACAAUAUGCCUACUUCUCUUAGCUUCGAUCAAUUGUUGGGCACAUAGCUUUGGUGGUGAAGGUGGAAGACGAAGGAUGAUGGGCUCGUCGGAGCCUAGUGGCGCUUCGGAGACUCCCACCGGAGGUAGCGGGGAAGCCCACGCCCCGAGCUGGGACUACAGCUGGGGGUGGGGCUCCACCCCGACAUCCGGGUGGGGCUACGGAUCGGGCUCGGGCAAGUCUCCUAACGGUUUUGCGAGGGGGUCCGGUUUCGGGUUUGGGUCGGGGUCUGGCUCGGGCUCCGGAUAUGGUUAUGGUUCGGGUAGCGGUGGCGCUCAUGGAGGCGGUCACGGGAGUGGCAACGGGAACGAAGGCAGCGACGGCGAUGCAGGCAAUAACAAGCAUGGUUGAAUAUGGACUUGUAGUAUAAGUAAAGUGUAUUAUGUAGUGUGACAAGUAGAGCAUGCGUGAUGCUUUUAUAGGACUUG